Molecule: messenger RNA, 3367 nt
Organism: Musa acuminata AAA Group (dessert banana)
Lineage: Eukaryota; Viridiplantae; Streptophyta; Magnoliopsida; Zingiberales; Musaceae
Exons: 6
Coding region: 413-3184 (923 amino acids)
Source: RefSeq, a predicted model, not a curated record
GAUAGCAACCAAAACUAAUUUGUAUGCCUUUAGCGUCCCCCUUCUCUCGCUGCACACCGCGGUUGGGAGUGAAGCCUGUGAGACCGCGUACGAGCAAACACCUGCGGACGCAGAAGCUUAGCCGCGGCGAGGGGGGGCGAUCACGCCGGCUCAAGCGGUGGACGGAGGCCUCCGGCGGUCGCGGAGUGGAGUGUGGUUGGUCCUGGGACUCUGAGACCAUUCGCAGUGCCCCAGCUUUGUACCCGAUCUUUACCCUCGUCGUUCGACCUGGAUUCCUUUGCACCUCAAUGAGCGGUUUUCUACUAUGAAUGGGAAGAGUGAUUAACACAUUUGACUUGAGUGCCGGCAUGGAUCGAUCCAAACUACUUGCCGAGAGACCACAAAGAGAUGGUAUUUCUUUUACCUGAUCAAAAUGAGCUAUGAGUUCUUGCAUCUUCAUCGAGGAAGACAGUUCAUAUCGCAUAAUGCUUUGUCGUCAUCCGUUUACAAUGUUUUUGUGUCUUGCACCAUUGGCAAUGUUGAUCCAGUGAUCAGAAAUUGUUCUCAUGUGGUAACCAAGCCAAUAUAUCCUGUUGAAAUGGAGAUAGAAGGAAAACAAAUAAUAAGUGAACAAAGGAUCAGUUCCCCAAACAAGAAAUCAGGUGGAACAACAAUCAAGAUGCUUAUGGCACAGGAGAUCUAUGAUGAUACAGAGUCUAGACACAACCCACCAAGUGUUGUCGCCAGACUGAUGGGCCUCGAUUCCACACCAUUCCAGCAAUCAGACACGGUCGAUGGAAAAAUAAGAAACAAUGACUAUUUAUGCAAUGGUUUGACAGGAGAAUUUCAACAUCAUCAGCAGCAGGAAUGUGAGAUUAGGUCUUUCUCCCAUGAAAAGGACUGUAGAGAUGUAUAUGAAGUGUGGCAACAACCAUCCAAGAAUAUUUUGGUUAAAGAGCAAUCUCCACAGAAGGUAAAAUAUGAUGAGAAUUCGUAUCAAAGGAGAAUGACCCUUGUUCAGAAGAAGUUUAUGCAAGCAAAACAGUUGGCCACUGAUGGAAAGCUUCUUGACUCUAAGGAGUUCCAGGAUGCAGUUGAGGUUCUGAAUUCUAACAGAGACUUAUUUCUCAAAUUUCUGGAAAAACCAAACUCACUAUUUAAAAAGCAUCUCUUCGAGCACCAGAGCUUCCCUUUACCUUCUCCGACUACUAGUGUAACUGUACUGAAACCUUCCAACACCACGGAGAGGAAAGGUAACAAAAGCAUGGCAAGACAACUGCUAAGAGAUUCCGAUGGAAGUGUUAGAAAAGUGAAUAAGCAUUUUUGGAGCUCUAGUUUUUCUGGGCCAAAAGGUCAGAACUUUUCCCAACAAACAAGGAUAGUUGUUUUGAAGCCUAGCCCUGGAAAGCCCUAUAACACAAAGACCAAGCUUUCAAACAAUUCACCAACAAUGUCGGGUGGGCAAAAUUCUACUGGAGCUCUAGCAACUGAUGAAUUGGUAAGUUCAAGAGAAAUAUCCAAGGGGAUAACUUGUCGGAUGGGAGAAAGCCUGAAUAGCAACAUAAGGGAUGAACCCUUGUUCUCCUCAACACCAUUGAAUGGAUAUAUCGGGGAUGAGAACUCAUUCAACAGGUCAGACGGUGAGGACAUAGAAGAUGAGGUUGGCAGUCUAAGAGACUCCAAGAUUGCAAGUCCAGCCACAGUGUAUUCUUGUGAUUACAUCAAUAAAAUUGGUAGUCCUUUCUCAGCCUUAUCCUUCUCUCGAGCAUCUCACUCAUCUGAAUCAUCUGUUUUUACAGAAGCUAAGAAACGGCUUUCAGAGAGGUGGGCUUUGGUGGCAUCAAGUGUGAAUAGUCAAGAACAGACACAAUUAAGAAGAACCUCAAGCACCUUAAGCGAGGUGCUUGCCAUUCCUGAGAUAAACAGAGAAGGAAGCCAAGAGGACCUUGCUCAUUCUAGCAGCAAGCUGUCCAGUGGAGAAGAUGACCUGAAAGUAGUAACAUUCUCAUCCACAUUUGAGACAACAUAUGAAGAUGCUAGGGAGACUUCCCAUAGGAACUUAACAAGAUCAAAGUCUGUCCCAACUUCACCUUCAGCUUGUGAAAUUGCAGAGUUCAAUGGGAAAAUCUCUAGUUCCUUGAUCGGCAAACUCAUUGUUCAGCCAGAGGUUCCCAAGUCAAAUAAAAAGAAGUUUUCUUUCAAGAAUAAGGUCUCAAAACUUCUCUUCUCUAAAAGCAAGAAAUCAAACGGACAGAAGCCCCUUAAAUCUCCCUCAGUUGGUGAUGACCAAGGACAAUGCAGUUGUUCCAAUGGUAGUGAUGCAAGUAAUGAUUAUUUAUUACCAUCUGUUAAUGAUACUCUUUCAGCACGGAUUAAGCUAGUUACCACUGAUAGAAUGAGCCAUGGAUCAACUGAAGAGACACCAUUUCGUAAGGGUGUUCUUUCUCUUGGGAUGCCUGGAACAUUUGGGAACUUUGUUCAGAGCCAGGACCAGUCCUGCCAAAUUUCAUUUUCAGAAACACCAUUAGUGGAUCAUGUUAAUAAUGGUUUGUCGCAGUCCUCUGGAAGUAUCAUUGCUGAAUGUCCGCAAGCACUGUCACGGUCUCCGCCGAUCGGGUCGGUUGCUCGUUCGUUGUCAUGGAGUAGCUCCUACUUGGACAUAACAUCUGCAACAACCUUAAAGCCAUCUGUGAAAUUCUCCAAGGCGGACGAAGAACAUGAGCAAUUUGUUUUCGUUAACAAGCUGAUAUCAUCUGUUGGCAUGGACGACAACAAGAGCACGAUUUUUGGCGGAUGGCAUUCGCUCGACAGUCCUCUUAAUCCAUCUCUACUGUACGAGUCUUUGCAGAUAGAAGACGAGGAAGAUAAGUGCAGGGAGAGGCAAUCGCACUGGAGGCUUCUUUUCGACUUUGUAAAUGCAGCAUUGUUAGACAUCAGCCAAUCUAUAUUAUUAACUGCGUGUCCAUGGAAAACAGCCGGCACUUCAGUGGCUGAGGUCUGGUCACUUGUGAGGAACAAGUUGUCAGGUGACACCAAAUCCGGCAAUGGUGGCAUCGAGGUGGAUAGGUUGGUGAAGGAAGAGGUCGGGGGAAGGCAGUGGACGGAAUCCAGGUGGUUGGAAGGGUAUGAAUUGAGUAAGGAGAUUAGUGAGAAGGUGUUGGAGGAGUUGGUGGAGGAGGCAGUGUCUGGAUUAUCUUGUCACUAACCAAGUCAAGGCAUUUUUUUGUUGUCCUUGUCUUAUUUCCAGGUAGGGUUGUCAUUGUCGGUACUAUUGUCAUUGUUGGUACUAUGAUGCCUCCUUACGGUGUAAUAUUGUCACCAAGUUGUAAUGUGUGUCUAUUGUUUGACGGUAUGUUAAUAUAUUGUGGAAGGGAAGAUAUGUACUCUC